AUUUUACCUCUUAAAAUUGUUAAAUUGUCCCCACAACAAAUUAUUCUUCCCAAAUACACCAGAAACGAUAAUAAAGCUAUUUAUAGUUACUAAUCACAUAAUUACACUGGACACGCAACAUUGAAACAAGUGAGCAGGAAGAGGGGAGAGAUAAUAAUACAAUGCCAAAAGCACAUGUGAAGUUGCCCCUUUAAGCUAAUCAAAGCAAAAAUCUUUCCACCUGCUAAUUAUAGUAAAAAUCAAUAAAAGCUCCUGUUUGUUCCCUAGUUCCUCCCAACUCCCAAAUUCUCCACACUGAAAGGCCUGAAAAAGAAAAAAGGGAAAGGUAUUUAUUAUUAAAAAGAAAUCUCAGUGUAAAAAAAUAAAUGUACCCGUUGAUAUUUUUCCUUUUUCCCUUUUAGCUUUUACAGAUAGUAGUAUUCAGUAUUCACAUUUCAAAAGAUCUCAUUAGAUUAAUUGAACCUUCCUUGCUUAGUUGAAGAAAGAUAGUAAAACGGUUUACCCGUUCAACAACAAAAUAAAUCCAUAUAAAUUGUACUACUACCAUACAUUCUUCUUGCAUUUUUCUUGUGUAGCUCCAGAAAACUUGAUUUCCUUUUUCUCUCCAUAUGGGUAAAAUAACGACGUUUCGAGAUCUCGUCGGCGCUAUCAAAGACAAAGCUUCACUAUCCAAAGCAGCCAUAGUAUCCAAACGCUCCGAUACUUCCCUCCGCCUCGCCGUUCUCCGGGUCACUACCCAUAUCCCCUCCACCCCACCCGACGACGCCCAUCUUUCCGCCCUCCUUUCCCUCGGUGAUAGCUCACGCGCCACCGCCGCUUCUUUAAUUGCCUCUCUCAUCGACCGCCUCCACCGCACCGGUGAUUCCACAGUCGCGCUGAAAUGCCUUCUGACAAUCCACCACAUCGUCAAACGCGGGCCCUUCAUCCUACAAGACCAGCUCUCGGUGUUUCCUGCCAACGGCGGGCGCAAUUACUUGAAACUCUCCGCCUUCCGCGACGGCGCCACCGCCUUCACGUGGGUUCUGUCUGCAUGGGUAAGAUGGUACGCCGGUUACUUAGAAACCCUGCUCUCAACAUCCAGGGUCUUGGGUUAUUACCUGGGUUCAACUUCUUGCAGUGCUGAAAGAGAUAAACAAGAAGAAAGAAUCGCUUCGUUCUUGAAUCGGGAUUUAAUCAGAGACGUUGAUUCGCUAGUCGGAACGAUUGAAGAAAUAUGCAAAGUGCCCGAUCCCCGGUUCGUUGAAGGCAACCAGAUAUUGUACGAUGUGUUGGGAUUCCUAAGCAAAGAUUACUUGUCAACGGUAAAUGAGAUUUUGUCUCGACUCGUCGAGUUCAAGGAGCGACUCAGUUGUUUGAGUUUCGGCGAAUCGGUGGAAUUAGUCUGUGCUUUAAGGAGAUUGGAAAAUUGUAAAGACAAACUGGAUGUGCUUUUCACGAUAAAGAAGCCGUCAACGGAAACUUUAUGGGGAAUGGUGCCGGAGAUGAAGGAGGAGGUCGGGAAAUUGAAAGUGGGAAGGGAGGAAAGAAAGCUGUUGACGUGGUCUCAAAGCGGUCUGGUUAGUGAGUCGGCUCGGUUUGAUGAACGAGUUGUGAGGAGGAGUGAGGACUCGGUGCUUUUCGCUUCGGGUCGACUCAGGAUGAACCACAAGUUAUCCGGGUUAGCGGUGGGAUCCGGUGGGGUUGCCAACACCAAUCCAUUUGAGUGAGAUAAGUAUAGAGAAUAGACUGAUAUUAUUGUAAAUUUUGAUUUUACGUACGCGCUUAAUUUGAUGAUUACAAUAUUUCCGAGCUAGCUAGUCGUAAUUGUGAUUGUGUAUGAAUGAUUCAAUUUUGGUUGCUAAUUGGUUUGGCGGUAAUACUAUACUCCCGUCUAAAAUUACCUGCUCCC
Molecule: messenger RNA, 1888 nt
Organism: Oldenlandia corymbosa var. corymbosa
Lineage: Eukaryota; Viridiplantae; Streptophyta; Magnoliopsida; Gentianales; Rubiaceae
Source: the annotation of a GenBank genome assembly